Messenger RNA from Galendromus occidentalis (western predatory mite), 765 nucleotides. RefSeq lists its product as uncharacterized. The record is from RefSeq and is a predicted model, not a curated record. The coding region runs from base 1 to 765 and encodes 254 amino acids. NCBI's taxonomy places the organism in Eukaryota, Metazoa, Arthropoda, Arachnida, Mesostigmata, Phytoseiidae. The transcript is spliced from 6 exons. Gene Ontology annotation, biological process: lipid metabolic process; response to reactive oxygen species. Gene Ontology annotation, cellular component: cytoplasm.
AUGAAGCCUGACAGCGACAACGACGUGGAUACCGGUGCCAAGAGAAAGAUGAAGGACCACGGAGACGAUUCGAGCAGUGACUACCAGCCCAUAAGCAAGCCGAGAAAAUUCCGAGAGAAGUACCAAAAAACGAAUCAUGACGAGGAGAAGAAGGAGAACAAAAAACGCAAACAGUCAAAUAAGCACAGCUUCAGCCACAAGAGGAAGAAACAACAGCCCCUCGAGUCCAAUGCCGAUGACAACGGAGCUCAGGAUUCUGACAAGGAUAAGAACGACAAUCAUCCACCUAAGCCCUCGGUGACGAACGUUGCUAAAGGGAUUGUCCAAACAGUUCAAAAGUUCGGCAGCGAUAUUAGCGAUGCCACGGGACAACUCCUCAACAACGUCAACAGCAUGUCACCCACAAUCGAGACAUGGACAAAACGAGGACAGGAGCUGGCUGAGCAGAUCCGCGGAGAAGGCUUCUCGAUCGAAGGCGAAAUACUCACCAAUGCCCAGGGACCCUUCAGUUUGCAUAUGAAAACACCGAGCUUCGAGUACAGGUCACCGGCUUUCGUGAUUGACACCGAUUAUAAGAACUACGCUGUCAUCUGGGCGUGUCAGAACAAUCUCAUCAACGGAUUCAUGCGUCGAGAGAAUAUCUGGGUGCUAUCGAGAAACAAAACGCUCGAUUCUACCAUCAAACGUGCCUUGCACGAGAGACUGCGGUCGAAGACCUACGCCACCUAUUUCCUCAUGCCGACGGAUCAAACCAACUGUAAAUGA